AUGGCCCUCACGGUUCACCUCAAGUCGGUCGCCAACCUCCGGGGGAAAGGUGACCGCGUCGCCAAAGUCACAUUUCGAGGAUUGUCCUUCUACAGCCGUGUGGCGGCCAACUGUGAGGAGGUGGCUCACUUUAAUGAGAUCUUUCGAUGGCCAAUUGCAAGCAGGUUGGAUGGCAGCGAGAUGCUGGAGAUCCAAGUUUACAAUUACAGUAAAGUCUUCAGUAACAGAUCGGUGGGGAAUUUCUGCAUGGUCCUCCAGAAGGUGGCAGAGGAGGGGCAUCUCGAAUUGACUGAAACACUCAUAGACGAUAAUAACACGUCCAUAAACACCAGCGUUACAAUAGAAAUCAGAUACCAGUCAAUAGAUGGCACAGAGGGCACGUGGAGUAACGGAGAGCAUCUGGAUGUUCCCGAUGACCGUGAUGGGAUGUUUACUUUUGAGACAGACAGCUUGCUCUCAGGACAAAGCCAGCGAUCGGGGGCAUCGACAAAACGAUCUUUGCAAGGAUCCAUACCGACGUUCAGAAAAUCAGGCAAAGGAGUGUUUGCAUCCAUGAAGCUCGGCAAGAUCAGGAGUUCGAAAGAUGAUCACAAGAAAGAUGAGCCAGCAGUGCUGGACAUGGAAGACCUAGACAAGAAGGCGAUACGUCUCGCUGGAAUGUUGGAACCGGACACCAUCUCUCUGGCAUCUGUAACUGCCGUCACAACAAACAUCUCCAAUAAGAGGUCCAAACCAGAUAUCAAGAUGGAGCCAAGUUCAGGACGACCAGUGGAUUACCAGAUUAGCAUCACCAUCAUCGAGGCCCGCCAGCUAAUUGGCCUCAACAUGGACCCCGUGGUGUGUGUGGAGAUUGGCGAUGACAAGAAGUACACAUCCAUGAAGGAAUCCACCAACUGUCCCUACUACAAUGAGUAUUUUGUCUUUGACUUUCAUGUACCCCCAGAUGUCAUGUUUGAUAAGAUCAUUAAGCUUUCGGUCAUUCAUUCUAAAAAUCUUCUUCGGAGUGGAACGCUGGUUGGUACCUUCAAGAUGGAUGUUGGAACUGUUUACCAUCAGCCCGAGCACCAGUUCUAUCACAAGUGGGCCAUCCUAUCCGACCCUGUUGACAUCACAGCGGGAUGCAAAGGCUACCUGAAGUGUGACGUGGCCGUGGUGGGAAAAGGCGACAAUAUCAAGACCCCCCACAAGGCCAACGAGACCGAUGAGGAUGACAUCGAGGGGAACCUGCUUCUCCCAGAAGGCAUCCCGGCUGAACGUCAGUGGGCGAGGUUUUAUGUAAAAGUCUAUCGUGCCGAGGGGCUUCCUAAAAUGAACACCAGCAUAAUGGCUAACGUGAAGAAGGCCUUCAUAGGAGAGAAUCGGGACCUGGUGGACCCUUACGUUCAAGUGCACUUUUCUGGGCAGAAAGGGAAGACCUCAGUGCAAAAAAGCAGUUAUGAACCCAUCUGGAAUGAGCAAAUUGUCUUCACUGAGCUGUUCCCUCCUCUCUGCAAACGUAUGAAGGUUCAAAUCCGUGACUCAGAUAAGGUGAAUGAUGUUGCCAUAGGAACCCACUUCAUUGACCUGCGCAAAAUAUCUAAUGACGGUGACAAAGGGUUCUUGCCCACCUUGGGUCCAGCCUGGGCCAACAUGUAUGGCUCUACACGUCAAUAUACCCUAAUGGACGAGCACCAGGACUUAAAUGAUGGACUGGGCGAAGGUGUAUCCUUCCGAGCCCGUCUGCUUCUCUCUGUUGCUGUGGAGAUCCUCGACACGACAUCCCCAGAGAUCCUCAGCUCCACUGAGGUUCAGGUGGAUUCUGUCUCCAACAUCUCAGAGAGUGCUACAGGAAAAAUGGAGGAGUUCUUCCUCUUUGGAGCCUUCCUGGAAGCCACCAUGAUCGACCGAAAGAUUGGCGACAAACCGAUUACUUUUGAGAUUACGAUUGGUAACUAUGGCAACCAAAUAGAUGGCACAAGCAAGCCAUCAUCGUUGAGGAAGAAGAAAAAGGAUGGAGAAAAUAACGAGGAGGACAGCGAGCUCAUCCAAAACUCCAGCGAGGACGAGGCCGAUGAGGAAGGCGACAUGGAUUCGGUUUCCUGCACACCCCUCAUGAAGCCUGUCAUCACAGACAGGAAUUACUUCCACCUUCCAUACUUUGAGAAGAAACCAUGUGUGUACAUCAAAAGCUGGUGGCAGGACCAACGGCGACGACUGUACAACUCCAACAUGAUGGACAAGAUUGCUGACAAGCUGGAGGAGGGCAUAAACGAUGUUCAAGAGAUCAUUAAAACAGAGAAGGCCUUCCCAGAGCGCCGACUCAGAGGAGUUCUAGAAGAAUUGAGUAUUGGCUGCAGUCGGUUUGUGAAUUUAGCUAACAAGGACCUAAAUCAAGCUGGAAGAACAAAACUGGACCGGGAAAGACUCAAGUCCUGCAUGAGGGAAAUGGAAAACAUGGGCCAGCAAGCCAAACAGAUGAGAACACAAGUGAAGAAAAACACAGUGAAAGACAGACUAAAGCUGGUGCAAAACUUCUUGCAGAGACUUCGUUUCCUCGCUGAUGAGCCACAACAUAGCAUCCCGGAUGUUUUCGUGUGGAUGAUGAGCAACAAUAAACGCAUCGCCUAUGCUCGCAUUCCCUCGAAGGACAUCCUUUACUCACUUGUGGAUGAGGAGACAGGGAGAGACUGUGGGAAGGUCAAAGCAGUGUUUCUAAAGCUGCCUGGUAAAAAGGGUUUCGGGCCAGCUGGUUGGACCGUUCAGGCAAAGCUGGAGUUGUACUUGUGGCUCGGCCUCAACAAGCAAAGAAAAGAUUUCCUCAGUGGGCUUCCCAAUGGUUUUGACGAAAUUAAAGUUGCUAAAACAACGCCCUAUCUUCACUCGGCACCGCCUGUCAGCCUCGUUUAUGAAAUGAAGCAGGUCUUCCAAUUGAGAGCACAUAUGUACCAGGCGCGGAGCCUGUUUGCAGCGGACAGCAGCGGCCUCUCCGACCCCUUUGCCAGAGUCUUCUUCUCUACGCAUAGUCAGGUUACUGAGGUUCUAAGUGAGACCCUGUGCCCCACUUGGGACCAACUACUGGUUUUCGAUGAUGUGGAGCUUUUUGGGGAGGCCAGCGAGCUACGAGAUGACCCGCCAAUUAUCGUGGUGGAAAUUUACGACCAAGACACAGUGGGCAAAGCGGAGUUUAUAGGUCGGACAUUUGCCAAGCCAACCAUAAAGAUGUGCGAUGAGCACUACGGCCCCCCGAGGUUUCCGCCUCAGCUGGAGUACUUUCAGAUUUACAGAGGCAACUGCACUGCCGGAGAACUGCUAGCUGCCUUUGAGCUCCUUCAGAUUGGUCAAGGAGGGACGGCCGAUCUCCCUCCCCUCGAAGGACCGACAGACACCGAGCACGGCCCAAUUAUAGCAGUUCCAUUGGGGAUCCGACCUGUCCUGAGUCGCUACCGCAUUGAGGUCUUGUUUUGGGGCUUAAGGGAUCUUAAGAGGGUUAACCUAGCCCAGGUGGAUCGACCCAGAGUGGACAUUGAAUGUGCUGGGAGAGGUGUUCAAUCUGUCCUUAUUCAAAACUACAAGAAGAACCCGAAUUUCAGUACGUUGGUUAAAUGGUUUGAGGUGGACCUCCCUGAGAAUGAGCUCCUCCACCCUCCACUCAACAUCAGGGUGGUUGACUGCAGGGCAUUUGGUCGCUACACCCUGGUUGGUUCCCACGCAGUCACCUGUCUGAGGCGUUUCCUCUACUGUGCUCCCGACAACACAUCAAGUAACUGGGGCAGCGCAGCUAAACUAAUGAAUGGCUACAUGGUCCUAACCAAUGGAGGCUCCCAGCACGGCUUCUCACCCAGCGUUUCCUCCCGCACUUUCUCUCACUCCACAGGAGACAUUAUCGUUAACAUGGAUUCGAUGGAGCCAGCCGUCCGGAAAAUGGACACGUGCGUCAAGUUAGAUGCUACAUCUGAUGCAGUUGUUAAAGUUGACAUGAUUGAAGAUGAAAGCGAGAAAGAGAAAAAAAAGAAGAAAAAGAAAAAGAAGGGAGCAGUGGAUGAAGAAGAUGAGACAGAUGAGAGCGUGCUGGAUUGGUGGUCCAAAUAUUUUGCUUCCAUAGAGACAAUGAAGGAGGCCCUUAGAGCUCAAGAAGCAGCUUUGGCCGAAGCCGAAGAAAGAGAAGACCUGGAAAUUGCAGCUGAGGCGGCAGAUAUCAAAAGCGAUGACCUUGUUUGGAAAGGCUCCAGGUUGAAGGAGAGGAACAAGGAGAAGAGAAAUGCCAAGGACAAGAAGAAGGUUCAUGCUGUGGACGGAAUUGAGAAACGAAUGGUUAAACCCAAAGUAGACGAGAUGAUGGUGUACAACAAGGAGCUGGAGAAUGAAUACGGCCAGUUUGAGGACUGGCUACAUACUUUCAACCUGUACAGAGGGAAAGCUGGAGACAAUGACGAACACGCACUGGAUGAUGACCGGAUCGUUGGGCGGUUUAAAGGUUCCUUGUGUAUGUACAAGCUACCAUUAUCAGAGGAAAUCACAAGAGAUGUGGGAUUUGAUCCAAACAUGGGCAUGUUCCAGAGCAUUCCUCAUAACGACCCCAUUAACGUGCUUGUCCGAGUGUAUGUGGUUAGGGCCACAGAUCUUCAUCCUGCGGACAUCAACGGGAAGGCAGAUCCGUAUGUGGUCAUCAAGCUAGGGAAGUCUGAGGUCAAGGAUAAAGAAAACUACAUUUCCAAGCAACUUAAUCCAGUGUUUGGCAAGUCCUUUGACAUUGAAGCAACAUUCCCCAUGGAAUCCAUGCUGACAGUUUCCGUGUAUGACUGGGAUCUGGUUGGUACCGAUGACCUGAUUGGCGAGACCAAGAUCGACCUGGAAAAUCGCUUCUACAGCAAAUACAGGGCCACCUGUGGCAUCUCAUCUACCUACUCUCUCCAUGGAUACAAUGUUUGGAGAGAUCCUUUAAAGCCUAGCCAGAUUCUAGCAAAGCUAUGUAAGGAAGGCAAGAUUGAUUCUCCUCAGUAUGGACCAGGAGGGAAAGUCAAGGUGGCCAAUCGCAUCUUUGUGGGACCAACAGAGAUUGAGGAUGAAAACGGUCUGAAAAAGCAGACUGAAGAGCAUUUGGCGCUGACGGUGCUGAACCAUUGGGAGGACAUACCCCGGGUAGGCUGCCGACUUGUUCCGGAACAUGUGGAGACCAGGCCCCUGCUGAAUCCAGAUAAACCGGGCAUCGAGCAGGGUCGUAUCGAAAUGUGGGUGGACAUGUUUCCCAUGGACAUGCCAGCUCCUGGACCUGCCAUUGACAUAUCUCCGCGGAAGCCCAAAAGAUAUGAACUCAGGGUGAUUAUUUGGAAUACAGACGAAGUAAUACUGGAGGACGAUGAUUACUUCACUGGGGAAAAGUCCAGUGACAUAUUUGUGAGGGGAUGGCUUAAGGGGCAACAAGAAGACAGGCAGGACACAGACGUGCACUACCACUCCCUGACCGGAGAAGGAAAUUUCAACUGGCGUUUCGUCUUCCCCUUCGAUUACCUCAUGGCGGAGGAGAAGAUCGUCAUCUCCAAGAAAGAAUCUAUGUUUUCUUGGGAUGAGACCGAGUAUAAGAUCCCGGCUCGUCUCACCCUGCAGGUGUGGGACGCUGACCACUUCUCAGCCGAUGACUUUCUGGGUGCCAUCGAACUGGAUCUAAAUCGCUUCCCUCGCGGGGCCAAGACAUCUAAGCAGUGCUCCAUCGACUUGAUACGGAAUGAGCAGGAACUUCCUUCCAUUUCCAUUUUUAAGCAAAAGAGGGUUAAGGGAUGGUGGCCAUUUGUGGCCCGUGAUGAGAAUGAUGAGAUGGAGCUGACGGGAAAAGUGGAGGCUGAACUCCAUUUGGUUACUGCAGAGGAGGCAGAGAAAAGUCCAGUAGGACUUGGAAGAAAUGAGCCUGAUCCACUGGAGAAACCAAACCGGCCAGACACGACCUUCCUGUGGUUCCUGAGCCCGCUGAAAGCCAUCCGCUACCUGGUGUGCAACCGCUACAAGUGGCUCAUCAUCAAGAUCGUGCUGGCACUGCUAAUGCUCAUUAUGGUGGGCCUCUUCCUGUACAGUAUGCCGGGCUACCUCGUCAAGAAGCUGCUCGGGGCAUGA
Nerophis lumbriciformis (worm pipefish) is the source of this 6084-nucleotide messenger RNA. The record is from RefSeq and is a predicted model, not a curated record. NCBI's taxonomy places the organism in Eukaryota, Metazoa, Chordata, Actinopteri, Syngnathiformes, Syngnathidae.